Aspergillus novofumigatus IBT 16806 is the source of this 417-nucleotide messenger RNA. Its product is annotated as FAD-dependent oxidoreductase. The record is from RefSeq and is a predicted model, not a curated record. The transcript has a single exon. Gene Ontology annotation, molecular function: monooxygenase activity; FAD binding. NCBI's taxonomy places the organism in Eukaryota, Fungi, Ascomycota, Eurotiomycetes, Eurotiales, Aspergillaceae. The annotation marks the transcript as partial.
GAGGACCUCUUGAUAGGGAAGAUCAUCGCUGAAGCGGAGCCAAGUCACGUAUAUUGCAUCAAGACUCUCCCAAAGCUACCGACGUGGGGGGCAAAUAGAAUUGUCUUGGUUGGAGAUUCAGCCCAUGCCAUGUCACCUAUCACGGGGCAAGGGGCGUCGCAGAGUCUGGAAGAUGCUCAAACCUUCGCUUUGCUUCUAAGCAAUAUGUUGCGGAAGUUUCACGCUGAAGAAGUGAACAGCAAUUCGUGGUCAAUUACCUUUGAGCGAACCCUCUCAUUGUACUAUGAUAUGCGUCACCGACGAGUUGCUGUAGGUCGCGCUCUUGAUAAACGCAUGCUCAAAACGCAGCCUUUGGCAGAGUAUAUCAGAUACAUUCUGUUUCGGGCAAUCAAUAGUUUCCCAUAUAUAAGUAAGUGA